Plutella xylostella (diamondback moth) is the source of this 1961-nucleotide messenger RNA. RefSeq names its product lysophosphatidylcholine acyltransferase 3 protein nessy (gene nes). Gene Ontology annotation, biological process: phosphatidylcholine biosynthetic process; lipid modification. Lineage: Eukaryota; Metazoa; Arthropoda; Insecta; Lepidoptera; Plutellidae. The record is from RefSeq and is a predicted model, not a curated record. Gene Ontology annotation, cellular component: membrane. Gene Ontology annotation, molecular function: 1-acylglycerophosphocholine O-acyltransferase activity; lysophospholipid acyltransferase activity.
AAAUUUCACAGAUUUCAAGUGACAACUCAACUCAACUCUUUCAUCAUCAUUCAACUCAACUUCAACCCAAAAAAAUACUCGCUGCGGAAAAUAAAGAUUGUGUUUGCUGCAGAUAUUUUAGCUUGGUGUGCCUCAAGUCAGCCAUGUGGGGUCUAGCUCUGUCGUUCCUGGGCUGGGUCGGCCUCAGCCCUACCCCAUACAUAGCCUCAGCCAUCGGAGCCACGGACCCGGCCAUUAAGUUGUUCCUCUCCAUCCUCAUGGGAUAUCCUCUUGCCAUUGUUUAUCACAAGCACAUUCGUCAAAACCCUGAAUGGAGAAACCCAUACUUCAUAAUCACUGGCCUCGACAUGGCAUGGUACAACUUCGGUCCAACUUUGUAUCACAAUAUGAUCCCAGUGGUGGUCAUCUACUUGACCUCUGUGUUCCUGGGACCGGGCAAGAUAAACUGCAUUAUAACGUUUGUCUUUAACAUGACAUAUCUGUUGGCUGGCUACAUAGGCACGGAGUCUGAAGACUAUGAUAUCACAUGGACGAUGCCGCACUGUGUGCUGACACUAAAGCUGAUUGCGUUGUCCUUUGAUCUAUGGGAUGGUGAGAAGAUGAAGAAUGGCAAGGAACUAUCUGCCAACAACAAGAAGACUGCGUUGGUGAAUGUGCCGUCAUUUGCGGAGAUGGUUGGGUUUGUCUACUUCCCCUCCUGUUUCCUGGUGGGGCCGAUAUUCUCAUUCAAGAGGUACCAUGACUUCAUCACUGACAAGUUCCCGCUGGACAAGAACCCUGCGGAGUACGAGGGUCAGGCCAUGACAAAGAUGAUCCAAGGAUUGGCUUAUGUUAUUGCUCACCAAGUUGGAGUGGGCGUGUUCAACGCUCGCUACAUGCAGUCGGCGGAGUUCUGGGAGGCGUCCAUCUUCUACCGCCAUGUGUACUGCGGCCUGUGGGCGCACUUCGUCCUCUACAAAUACAUCUCCUGCUGGCUGCUCACCGAAGCGUCCUGCAUUCGCUUCGGCCUCUCCUACAACGGCGUGAAGGACAGUGAGGACACCUGGGACGGCUGCAACAACAUCCGCCUGAUGCGCUUCGAGACCGCCACCAAGUUCCACCACUACAUCGAGAGCUUCAACUGUAACACGAACCACUUCGCCGCCGAGUAUAUUUACAAGCGGCUCAAGUUUCUUGGAAACCGCGAGGCGAGCCAGUUCUUCACUCUGCUGUUCCUGGCGGUCUGGCACGGCACCCGCUCGGGCUACUACGUCACCUUCCUCAACGAAUUCCUCAUCAUCUUCAUGGAGAAAGAGCUGGAGCCCAUCAUCUCCCGCACCGAAAUCUACCACAAAGUCUGGGACAACACCGCUGGGAAGUAUCUCCUAUACGCUUUACUUAAACUCUACACGAUCGUCUACAUGGGAUGGAGUUUGGUUCCCUUCGAUCUGAAGGUGUACAAUAAGUGGAUGGGCGUGUAUGCCAGUUUGUACUUCUCUGGGUUUCUGCUUUUCAUCCCGUGGGCGUUCGCCUACAAGCCUCUGCUUAAGUACGGGAUUAAGGCGCUGAAUAUUCGCAGGAUUGAACCGAAAACGGAGUAACGGAUUCGAUUAAGAUUCGAUAGGGGACGUCAAAAGUGGUGACCCCGAAAUGAUGGUAACCCGAAUAUUGGGGAUACUUGUUUCCGGAUAGUAAUAGUUUGAGUCAAACGAUUACUAUCCGGAGAUAAACCUGUGUAAUUAGACUAAUUAUUAGAUAGCGAUGGUAAUAGCGAAUGUGUCGCGUGUAAGCGUGUCAAUUACUCUAGAAUUCGAGCUCAAUCUUGCGAGACACGUGUUUGUGUUGUAGCACAAAUUAUUUAUUGCGUGCGACCAGCCUUGCGCUGUUAGUGAUUAUACUCAGCUGAUUAUACCUUAUACAUAUUUAUUUUAUACACUAGGUGUCUCAAAAAGAGUGUCAGAACAAAAGUUCAUUUAAGAGCU